Haliotis rufescens (red abalone) is the source of this 1539-nucleotide messenger RNA. RefSeq lists its product as uncharacterized. Lineage: Eukaryota; Metazoa; Mollusca; Gastropoda; Lepetellida; Haliotidae. The transcript has 8 exons. The coding region runs from base 189 to 1235 and encodes 348 amino acids. The record is from RefSeq and is a predicted model, not a curated record.
AUUUACCUUUAUACAAAGCUUUCGCUUUUAGUCCUGGAACUUAUCAUAACUUUUCGUCAAUACAAGUUCGGUAUUGCGUUCGUCACAACACGCCUCUUUCCGUAGCAGGCAGGAGGCUUUCGGCUUGUUCCGAACCUACCCGAACUGUUACGAAUGUACCUUGAAGGUUGCUGUCACAAGGUAGGAAGAUGGCGUCUGCCAGGGUCAUAUUAGCUGUCGUCGUUGUCGUGGCCAUUACCUCUCUUCGAACUGGCACUGCAGUUGAUACAUCACUGAACUUGAUCCAGACGGCACCUCACGCCUUUUGGGGCCUGUCGCUUCAACUCAAGUGUGGCGUAUCGACGAACAGCACUAAUGGAGCUCUCCUCUUCCAAAGAAACACUUUUGUCAAGUGUUCGGUGAAGAGAGAUGAUUGUACACAGUAUACAUCAGACAAUGUUUCCAAGACACAGUACACAUGUGGGUGUGGUCAGCAGAGUGACGGCAACUACGUCUACAUCCUCAACGCCACCUCCUUACACGACGACGUUGAAGGAGACUGGAGAUGUGAAGAUAAAGCGUUUAGCAACAUCAUCCAUGUCAACCUGAUUGAACCUGAGGGUCCAACACAGAUACAGUUGGUCAAAACAGAACUCCAGACUAAGGAAAGAAGCGUCAACCUGACCUGCUCGGCCAGCUGUCUCCCCGACUGUCGCUACAUCUGGACCAAAGGUGGACAGGACCUGACCAGGGGGAGUCGGGGUCAAGUGCUGGCACUGAAAGGGUUGGUGGGCGACGACAGUGGCAACUACACCUGCACAGCCGUCAACCCCUCAUCAAACCACACCAGCAGCAUAUCGUAUGUUCAGAAUGUACCUGCCCGCUACGACCAAGUGACGACUGAUGCAGGGAUGUCAAUGUUUGGGUAUGGCGUGGGUGCUGGUGUCGCUGGGAUGCUGGUUGUCAUCAUCAUCGUUUUCUCCGUCUUCUACAGAAAAUACAAGAAGAUGAAAAGAGCUCAGGAUUUCCCUUACGCCUCAGCACAGCAGUUGCCCAAUGCUGCGAUAGACCUCAACUACUACCAGGAACUCCCCAACCCUCAGCUUGUGGACGGGGGAUACACCCUAGCGGGUGAGCACCGUGCUGAGGUGUUCACAACCAAGGUUGACGUGAAGGCAAUUGACGGCACAGACCCCACCACAGCUGUCAACCCGAUUUACGAACGCAUCCACAACGACAGCGUCUUAUCUAAGUAAGGACAACCCUGGACACACGUCGGCCGUCAUGGGGGUACCAAGGUCGCAGCGAACGUUGACGUAGAAGUCAAUUGCAUCAAUGACAGAUUUCCACUACAUAUGCUUUGACAUGGCAAACAUAGUCCAGUAGGCAGUGCAUGCUUUUCUCAAUGUGUGUUGCGUUGUCAUUUGUGACAGAUUUAAAAUAUACAGUCAAGUCUCGUUAAUCCGACACUCGUUAAUCCGACAAUCGGCUUUAUCCGACACUAAUGAUGGGAACCGAUUAAAUCAGUGCUAUUUAUUCCCGUUAAUCCGACAAUCUCGC